This is a messenger RNA of Diplodia corticola, 2037 nucleotides long. Its product is annotated as trna pseudouridine synthase. The transcript is spliced from 3 exons. Bases 1 to 2037 code for a protein of 678 amino acids. Gene Ontology annotation, cellular component: nucleus. Lineage: Eukaryota; Fungi; Ascomycota; Dothideomycetes; Botryosphaeriales; Botryosphaeriaceae. The record is from RefSeq and is a predicted model, not a curated record. Gene Ontology annotation, molecular function: pseudouridine synthase activity; RNA binding. Gene Ontology annotation, biological process: mRNA pseudouridine synthesis; tRNA pseudouridine synthesis.
AUGGAUUCCGAGCCCACCAAGCCUGCGGCGCAGUCUUCCGACUCUGCAAAGCCUCCAAUGGACCCCAAACCUGCCGACAGCACGCCCGCAUCCGCCAGCGAAACCACCGAUGCUCCGUCGGGCAAUGGCGACAGAAAGCAAUGGCGCGACAAAGGCACCCGCGGUAACAAGCGCAAAUGGCAGCAGGGCGGCAACCUCCAGCAUGGUUCGCGCGGUAAGAGAAAGGAUAUUGGCCGAGGCGAAUAUAUUCGCUCCCAACCAGACAAGCGCGCUCGCAAUGAGGACGAGAAAGCCAAGCGUCGCCGUUUAGAAGCCGAGGGCAUCCAGUCUGUCCUCCCCAAGGCCUUCUCCAAGGAGGAGGUUGACGCCGAGGAGCGUCGUCCCAAGCGCAAGGUCGUCGUCAUGAUCGGAUACUCGGGCAGUGGCUACAAGGGCAUGCAGAUCAUGCCAAACCACCGAACCAUCGAAGGAGACCUUUUCACCGCAUUCGUCAAGGCCGGCGCCAUCUCGAAAGCCAACGCCGACGACCCCAAGAAGUCUGCCCUCGUCCGCUGCGCAAGAACCGACAAGGGCGUGCAUGCCGCUGGAAAUGUCAUUUCGCUCAAACUGAUCAUCGAGGACCCGGACGUCGUCGAGAAAAUCAACAGCCAUCUCUCUCCGCAGAUCAGAGUUUGGGGCAUCGAACGGACUACUGGCAGUUUCAGCGCCUACCAGGCCGUUGACUCGCGCUGGUACGAAUACCUGAUUCCCACCUACUCUUUGCUCCCACCCCACCCCAACAGCUACCUCGGAAGGAAGCUUGUCGAGUUGUCAGAUGAGGUGGGCGAUCGCGAAGGGUACGAGUCCAGGCAAGAGGAGGUUGCGGGCUGGUGGAAGGAGACUGAUGAGAAACACAUCAAGCCUGCUCUGGCAAAGUUGCAACCCUGGGUUAGAGAGCUUGUCGAGAAGGCACUCUGGGAGUCGGAAACUGACCCCGAGGCUCCUAACGAGAAGACCAACGAGGUCGCUGCCGAAGAUGCUGCAGACAUGGCCCAGCCUGUUCGUGUUGGCGGUGACAAUGCACCCGAUCCCAUGCAUAUUGAUGCCAGCGAAAAGACUGAAGAAGCCGCCAUCAUCAUAAACGAGCCAGGCAUCACCAAAGAAGCCGAGCCGGAGCCAAUGGAUAGUGAUGCGACAAAGCCUGAGUCGGCCACAGCUGGGGACGACUCAGUUCAGACGACAAACGAUAUCCCGAACCCAUCUGCCGAGGACGACAUGCCCCCAACCGAUCCCACGAAGCUUUCUUUGGGCCAGAAGCGCACGAUAGAAGCAGCCAUUAAGCAAAUUAAAGGCAUCUACAUGGACGCCAAGAAAGCUUACCGUGUGCCCUCGAAACGCGUCGAUCGCCUCCGCGAUGCUCUCAAUGCCUACGUCGGCACCAAGAACUACCACAACUAUACCGUGAACAAGAAGUUCAAGGACCCUUCGGCCAAACGUUUGAUCAAGAGUUUCAAGGCUGCUGAGGAGCCCAUCAUCAUCAAUGGAACCGAGUGGAUCAGUCUCAAGGUCCAUGGACAAAGUUUCAUGAUGCAUCAGAUCAGGAAAAUGGUUGGUAUGGCGGCGCUGAUUACCCGCUGUGGCUGUCCAGUCGAGCGUAUUGCGGAGACGUUUGCCGACGUCGACGUCGCGAUCCCGAAAGUGCCGGGUCUAGGCCUGUUGCUUGAGCGGCCGGUGUUCGACUCGUACAACGCAAAGGCCGCGGACAAGUUUCAACGCGAGAAGGUCGAGUUCACCAAGUACGAAGCGGCUAUGGAGGAGUUCAAGCAGAGGGAGAUCUACGAGAGGAUAUUCCGUGAGGAAGAGGACAGCAACCAGUUCAACCAGUUUUUCGCACACAUUGACGGUUACAGAGAGCCGUUCUUCCUCUACCUCACCUCCAAGGGCAUCAAGGCAUCUACUGGACCGGAGAUGGAAAAGGCGAAGGACAAGAGCAGGGCCAACAAGCCGAAGGAGUUCAACGGAGACUCUGAGAGCGAUGCCGAGGCUGGCGAUGGCUGA